Oreochromis niloticus (Nile tilapia) is the source of this 1865-nucleotide messenger RNA. It is a transcript of the gene lyve1b, whose product is annotated as lymphatic vessel endothelial hyaluronic receptor 1b. Gene Ontology annotation, biological process: cell adhesion. The transcript has 6 exons. The coding region runs from base 299 to 1384 and encodes 361 amino acids. Gene Ontology annotation, molecular function: transmembrane signaling receptor activity; hyaluronic acid binding. The record is from RefSeq and is a predicted model, not a curated record. Gene Ontology annotation, cellular component: plasma membrane. Lineage: Eukaryota; Metazoa; Chordata; Actinopteri; Cichliformes; Cichlidae.
UGCUUUGGAAAUCAUUAAUAUGUUAUUACUGGUAACAAGAUUAGUGCUUUAAAUGUUCUAUAUGUCAUGCAUCUGCAAUUUGAUCACUCAAACAACUACGUUUAGAGAGAGCUUUAGAGUGAAGGUCUUUCUCUGGAUGCAUGUCCUAUCUCCUAACAGGCCAUAAAGCAGAUUUGACCUUGUUUUUCCUGUUUCCUUUUCUCUUCCCUGUCACAUUUGUUCUUGGGCUUCUCCCUCUGCUUCAGUUUAUUUGAUCCUCCACCCUCGUCCACAUUGGGUAUAUUUUGUCAUACAAGACAUGGCAAGACUUUGUUGUUUGCCAUCAUUAUUACCUGUGAUUUUUGCCCUGUUUUUACAAACCUGUGAAUCCGCUUUAAAUAGAGUAAUUUCUCAGAGUUACAGAGCCACUGGAGUCUUCCUGCUUAUCGAAGGAGGAACCUACUACACCUUGAACUUCACAGCUGCCCGAGAUGCCUGUCUUUCACUAAAUGUCACCAUGGCGACGGAAGUUCAGAUAUCACAAGCGAUUCAACAUGGACUGGAAACGUGCAAAUAUGGCUGGAUAGCUGAACAGACUGCCGUCGUCCCACGAAUUUCCCCUGAACAAACUUGUGGCCAGGGCAAAACUGGGGUAGUGACAUGGAAGGCACCAGCAGAUAAAAAGUUUGGCGUCUUCUGCUUCGAUGCAUCCGCAUUAACAGAUAUGGAGACAACAGCCAGCCCACAAUCCCCCACAUCUCCAACUCCACUGACAACUCAAACCACACAUUUGGUCACAUCAACAACAAGGUCCAUGUCCUCAACAAAAAAGUCAAUAACAGGAAAAUCUCGGCCGACACUUCAGCCCACACCCUCAACUUCAGCUUCUGAUGUGCUCGUCAUGACAUCGCGGUCAGCUAGGAUUUCUUCCCUUGGCACCCCUUCUUUUAAAACGUUCUCAACCCAUAUUCCUGUUUCCUUGCCUCCCCUACUAACCACCACGAACCCCCCUGCUGUCACUUUGACCUUUUCUGCUUCCACUCAUGCCUUCAAUUUCCCAGCUUCCUCUGAGUGGCCGCUGCCACAGACUGAGAGCUCCGCAAAACCAUCUCUAGGAGCUUUACAUGUAACAGUUAUUGUUCUUGGCAUCAUUCUUCUGCUCCUGACUGCAGCAAGCGCUAUGUGGUACUUUCAAGUGAAUGUUUUCAGGUGCUUGUCUCACUGGCAGCAGAUGGAUAACAUCGAGACAGAGAUGUGGAAUUUUACUAAUAAUGCUAUGAACCAUCUCGGACUGCAAGGGGAUGAUGAUGAUGAUGAUGACGAUGAAGAAGAAUCACACCGGAUGUACUCCAGUGACAUCACUCUGUGUGUGAAGUCAGACAUCAAAGCAAACUCUUCAAAGUAAUAUGACCAUUUUGUGCAAGUUUUUUGUAGACACAGCUGUGUUAUCUGAUAAAAACAAGAUUAGAAGAUCACUCACACCAUAAAAUCUUUGGUAGAUUGUUGUACUCAUAAAAGUCCUUUAUACAGCCUGUUACAGGACUUUUCUGGCUACAGACAACUAAAUCGGGCUAUAUGUUUAGACUUGCUGUCAUAUACACAUGAAUGAAAGUGGAAGCCAACAGACGCUUCUUUCCUAGUGGUGGAGAAAAAACAAUACAAAUAUGUAACUGACACACACCAAUGUUGUAAAAUAAUAUUGAAAAUAUACAAUAAUAAUAGUGUGAUCUGUAUUUCUGUAUUACAGACAACAGAUACUAACAAACAAGCUUUCAAAGUAAUACUACUAUUACUUUUAUUAUGAAAAUAAAUUGUGCUUGGCUUUGGCCAAAUCUUUCUUUGUAACUAUGCAUCUUGGCAAUAAAUACUGUUGCAAAGCCUGUUUA